Molecule: messenger RNA, 912 nt
Organism: Symbiodinium sp. CCMP2592
Lineage: Eukaryota; Dinophyceae; Suessiales; Symbiodiniaceae
Source: the annotation of a GenBank genome assembly
AUGGCACCCCCUGAUGCGUGGGCGGACGCUCCCGCAGAUAAUGGGCCCGGCUCUACAAUCGCCAUCGGCAUUCCGGUCACGCCGAAGGAGUCCGCACGACAGGAGGCCGGCAAGCCGGCCCAAGUUUCUGCGCCCCCUGCAGAGACCGUGGCGACGACACCAGAAGUGAGCAAUGAGCCGGUGACGGCUCCCGCGACGGCGCAGGCCGAGGAGCCUGCGGCUGAAGUGCCGAGAGAGGCAGCGUCGGCUCAGGCCGAAGAAGAGCCUGCCACGAUGAAGCUCGAAGUGAUCAUUCCGGAUGGGGUGAAACCCGGUGAUGUCUUCGAAGUGAAGUUUGACGGAAAGAUGGUCCAGGUGGAUGUCCCUGAAGGUUGCCGGCCGGGCUCGGCGAUUUCCAUUCUCCUCCCCGUUACUCCGAAGGGCUCCAAGGGGGAGGAGGCUCCAGCAACCACAGUUCCUGCAGAGGACGCCGUCCCCGACGAGCCCUCGAACGAGACGGCGGCGCUGAUCGAGAUUGCAGAGCAAGUACCAGAGCCACACCCUGCGGUUGUGCCGUUGCCGGAGGAGGCGCCUGCAGGAGGAAAUCCGGAGGAGGUGGAGUACACCGACCACCACAUUGAGGUCCCGAUCCACAAGCAGGUGUAUUCACUACUGGUAGAGCUCCAGACUCGCAUUGCCAAUAUCUUUGACCAGAUCGUCCAGGUUCCCAUCCAGGAUGGGACGCAGGCCGGUGGGGUCCACGUGCCCAUUGUCCAGAUGGUUCAGAACACAUCGAAAGUUGCCCAGAUCCAGUAUGAGGCUUUCGAAGUGCAGAGCUUUCUCGGUGCACCAGAGAUUCUUCCGACUGUCUACAGCGGUGAUGACACUGAUCAGCCACCCUCAACCCCGAACGCCUGGUUCGUGCUUGGAUAG